Quercus robur (English oak) is the source of this 243-nucleotide messenger RNA. Its product is annotated as defensin-like protein 19. Lineage: Eukaryota; Viridiplantae; Streptophyta; Magnoliopsida; Fagales; Fagaceae. The record is from RefSeq and is a predicted model, not a curated record. Gene Ontology annotation, biological process: defense response.
AUGGCUCAGGAACAUGGUCAUCAACUAUCUUAUGCCCUCCUCUUCCUCUUCUUUUUCCUUCUUGUGUCCACUGAGAUGCUUAUGGUGGAAGGAAACGUUUGCAAGAGGCGAAGCAAAACAUGGACAGGGUUUUGUGGAAACUCUGGACACUGUAACAGCCAGUGCAGGAUCUGGAGUGCGCAACAUUGAACUUGUCACGCCCAAUUUCCAGGAUUUGCUUGCUUCUGUUACUUCACAUGUUGA